Molecule: messenger RNA, 2427 nt
Organism: Abrus precatorius (Indian licorice)
Lineage: Eukaryota; Viridiplantae; Streptophyta; Magnoliopsida; Fabales; Fabaceae
Product: probable plastidic glucose transporter 2
Exons: 14
Coding region: 342-1817 (491 amino acids)
Biological process (GO): monosaccharide transmembrane transport
Cellular component (GO): membrane
Molecular function (GO): hexose transmembrane transporter activity
Source: RefSeq, a predicted model, not a curated record
AACAUUUAAUUAGCAGUGUGUUGUGCUAGAGCCUUCCUUCUUUUUCCUUCCACGAAGAAAACGGCCACUAUUGAUUGGAUUCCUUUUCACUUCUGUUUCCUUCGGAAACCAGCAACAACCCCCCACCCCCCACCCCCGGCGCACGAUAGCACCAUCGCUUUCGUUUCGCGGUUGGUAACCGUUUUUAUUUCGUUUCCUAACUCAACAACCUCUCUCAGAUUCUUCACUGCUCUUUCUGUUUCUCUCUCUGUCAACCGAACGGAGAAUUUCUCAUCUCAGCGAGAGAGAGCUCUGGGAUUGAGGCUCUCACUUCACUGGAAGCAGGCAGGUCAAAAAUUGGCAUGUGGGUGGGGGGACACUAUCGUGAAAACUCGUCCAUGUAUAAGCGCACUUCUUCGAGGGAAUAUUCAAACAUAGAAGACAUGGAAGAAAAUUCAGAUAUUUUAGACAACUGCUCGGAUAAGGGAACCGUGAAUCCUUCAUGGAAGCUUUCUUUACCACAUGUAGUUGUGGCCACUAUUUCUUCCUUCCUAUUCGGAUACCAUCUUGGAGUUGUAAAUGAACCACUUGAGAGCAUUUCUGUGGAUCUUGGCUUCCAUGGAAAUACAUUGGCAGAAGGUCUGGUGGUGAGCAUAUGUCUUGGUGGUGCCUUGAUUGGAUGUCUACUGAGUGGCUGGAUUGCUGAUGGGGUGGGACGUCGAAAGGCCUUCCAGUUGUGUGCUUUGCCAAUGAUAAUUGGUGCCUCUAUGAGUGCAGCAACAAACAACUUGUUUGGCAUGCUUGUAGGAAGGUUAUUUGUUGGGACUGGUUUGGGCUUGGGCCCUCCGGUUGCCUCUCUGUAUGUAACUGAGGUUUCUCCUGCUUUUGUGAGGGGCACCUAUGGAGCCUUCAUCCAAAUUGCAACAUGCCUUGGUCUAAUGGGAGCUUUAUUUAUAGGAAUUCCUGUCAAAGAAAUUUCUGGAUGGUGGCGGGUUUGUUUUUGGGUAUCUACCAUUCCAGCUGCUCUACUUGCUCUGGGUAUGUUGUUCUGUGCAGAGAGUCCGCAUUGGUUAUACAAGCAAGGAAGAACUGCUGAAGCAGAAGCCGAGUUUGAGAGGCUUCUGGGUGCAUCUGAAGCAAAAUUUGCAAUGUCAGAGUUAUCCAAGGUAGAUAGAGGAGAUGAUACUGAUACUGUGAAGCUGUCAGAAUUGCUUCAUGGUCGUCAUUCUAAAGUUGUUUUUAUUGGAUCAACCCUAUUUGCUCUACAACAGCUAUCUGGUAUAAAUGCUGUGUUUUAUUUCUCUUCAACUGUUUUUAAAAGUGCUGGAGUGCCAUCAGACCUUGCAAAUGUCUGCAUUGGAAUAGCUAAUUUGGCAGGAUCUAUCAUUUCAAUGGGUUUGAUGGAUAAGCUUGGAAGGAAAGUUCUACUUUUCUGGAGUUUCUUUGGCAUGGCAAUAGCGAUGAUCCUUCAAGCCACAGGAGCAAGUUCACUUGUAUCAAACCUGGGAGCUCAGUACUUUUCUGUUGGUGGCAUGUUACUGUUUGUCUUUACAUUUGCUCUCGGGGCUGGUCCAGUUCCAGGUCUCCUUCUACCAGAAAUCUUUCCCAGUCGAAUCAGAGCCAAAGCCAUGGCAGUCUGCAUGUCAGUGCAUUGGGUCAUUAAUUUCUUUGUUGGACUGCUGUUCUUGCGUUUGCUGGAAAAACUUGGUCCUCAGCUGCUUUACUCUAUGUUUUCUACCUUUUGCAUCAUGGCAGUAAUCUUUGUAAAAAGAAACGUGGUGGAAACCAAAGGGAAGUCACUUCAUGAAAUCGAGAUAGCACUUCUACCCCAAGACUAGAGCUUCUUAUGAAAGCUUCAUUCAUUGCUCUAAUUUUGCUUUGUUUGAGCUAUCAUAGUUUCAGCUGAGCAGUUUGUUUCAUCUAUUUUGGUUCGCCUUAAUAUACAAGAGGGAAGCUCAAGGCAAGGAGUCAAGGAUUAUGCGUUGUUCAGCUUGUAACACGAAUACGAAGAGCUUUAGGGAUUGAUAUAGCUGUAGGCUAUAGCUGUGAUGGAGUCGGUAUUGUUUGUGGCUUACGACACUACUCUUAUUCUCAAGGUUUGGGGAAUCGCUGAUUUUGCAACAACGUAAAGGGAAAUCUAAUUCACCAAGAAGGGGUGUGUGUAGGAUAUGUGUAUCUCAUAAUAUCCGUAUACGUACUGCAUGUAAUAUAUUUGUCCUGUCUUCGAGUGGCGAUAUUUUUAAUCGCUUGAAUUAUUGUCCCAUUUUGAAUGCCAAGUAAUUUUGCAUGUCAAAUUCUGAUGUAUAUCGAGGAAAUUAGGUGGAAACAUCCUGAGCUAAAGAAACCCUCGGUAAUUCAUCUGAUGAGAAUAUGUUAAUGGAAAGUUGCCUCAAGGGGUAAUCAGUAAUUUCUUGUAAACCACCGUUAAAUUAUAAGAAUCCUGCUUAG